AUGUCCACCGAACGCUCCUCCUCCGCCGUCCGCAACCUCCGCUCACUCUUCGAGAACAAAGCUCCCGAACAAUCCCCCGAUACCCGCGGCCGAUCACCUAGUCACCACUUGACGGAAUCGAGUCCCAGCCGACCAGCAUCAAAGGUCCGCGCGAGUUUCGUGUCGGUCGUUCCUCCUACUGCAGCCAUGGCUUCGAGUGCAGAAGAGGCCGGUGUUGGGAGUGGGAUGGCGGAGCUGAAAAGGGAAAGUAGUGCCGGGUUGCGACGAGGGAGUUUCAGUGAGAAUGAUGGGGAGUUGGAGGGCUUGCUGCAAUUGAAGAAGACGGUUUCGGAGGAGGCGGAGAGGCGGCAGAGGGAUCCGAAAGUGGCCGAGUCGAUUCCGGAGCAUGUUGCUUUCUCUGCCGCUACUACGCCCAAUGUGAAGGCUAGUAUGAAUGGGGAGGAGGAGCAGCAUAUUGAGGAGAGUCCGCUGGCGGACAAGGUGGACAAGGAGCCUGCACACCCGGACAAACCUGUGACCGCUGCCGAGGAGGAGCCAGGCACGAUGAAGCCUGCGGAUAUGAGUAGUGAAGCUGUUGUGAGUGGUGGGAAGGCUCUGCCGCCGGUUGCGGAGGAUAUGAGGAAAGGAAAUGAGCCAAAGGUGCAGAAGUCAGACGAAGCACCUACCACGAAAGCGUUGGACAGUGCUGUGGAGGAGACGAAGAAGCCAGCCACGAGUAAGCCCACACCAGUCUCGAUCAAAGCACCUGCGAAGGCAGCAUCAAGCUCAGUCAAGUCACCUGCGAAAGCAACAACUCCACCAAAACCAGCCGAAACCUCGACGAAACCUACACAGUUGGCAAAGAAAGCUAGUCGUAGCUCCUUGACAGCUCCCACCGCAGCCUCAGUAGCACGAGCGGCAGGUCAAGACAAACCAAGCUCGAAACCCGCACAACCACCAAUGCCAAAACGAGACGCAACAAAACCCAUCGAUCUUCCCUCACGACUCACGGCACCCACAGCCGCUUCGCGAGCAAGACACGAGCCCGCAUCUACCACAACCUCCGCGCCAAGCAACAAACAAUCAACCACUUCAAGGCCAAAACCAUCUACAUCGUCAACACGACCAACCCCACGCACAUCUUUCGCUCGACCAGAAAGCAGAUCCUCACACACAAGCAAGAAACCCCCCACCUCAGCGCCAACCGAAGGCAGCUUCCUAGAGCGCAUGAUGCGACCCACGGCCGCUUCGGCCAAUAAAACGCACGAAAAACCCGAGGUCAAGAGUCCGCCUCGUGGUGGAAGUAAGACUGCGGCGGUGAAGGCGAAGGUGAAUGGGAUUGGGGGAAAGAAACAUGAUUCUGCGUCUGAGCCUGGCAAGGAGUCUACGCACGGUGAGGCGGAUGGGCACUCGGCGAUGAAUGGGAAUGGGAAUUGUGAUGCCGUGGGUAAUGAGACACCGAUCCCGGCUUCGGGGGAGAGGAAUGGAGCGCUUAGGGCGACGCCGGCGUUUGGGGAGGACACGAUUCGCUAG
Recurvomyces mirabilis is the source of this 1512-nucleotide messenger RNA. RefSeq lists its product as uncharacterized. The record is from RefSeq and is a predicted model, not a curated record. The transcript has a single exon. NCBI's taxonomy places the organism in Eukaryota, Fungi, Ascomycota, Dothideomycetes, Mycosphaerellales, Teratosphaeriaceae. Bases 1 to 1512 code for a protein of 503 amino acids.